This is a messenger RNA of Colias croceus (clouded yellow), 4895 nucleotides long. RefSeq lists its product as uncharacterized. Gene Ontology annotation, biological process: regulation of transcription by RNA polymerase II. The transcript has 8 exons. Bases 347 to 4777 code for a protein of 1476 amino acids. NCBI's taxonomy places the organism in Eukaryota, Metazoa, Arthropoda, Insecta, Lepidoptera, Pieridae. The record is from RefSeq and is a predicted model, not a curated record. Gene Ontology annotation, molecular function: DNA-binding transcription factor activity; RNA polymerase II cis-regulatory region sequence-specific DNA binding.
UCGAGAUACAAGACGUCUUUAAAUAUCGCAAUAUGUCGGACUAUUUGGAAAUAUUUUUAGAAUACGUGUAGUUGUUAAUAAAUAAAGGAUAUAUUAUUGUCAUACAAAUGUAAUGGAAUAUACUUGACAAGAAUUAUAACGUGAUCAAUAAAGAGAGUUGAAUUGAAGAUAUGUAUUGUUGGCCGUUCGUCUUGUGUGUUUACUGUAAAAAUAUACGUGACAGGCACCGCACGAAGUGGUGCUUCUGUCCGAGUGCGCAUUGGACUAAAUAACAUUUCACGAAUCGCCAGGGGUAUCCUGCGCGUCGUGACAUUUGUAAACAUUUGUUAUUGAAUUGAAAGGCAAGAUGGAUCAAAGAGUGCAAUGUCCCGUUUGUACUCUGUUUCUGCACAGUGGGAUGUCUUUGGAGUCUCACUUGGAUACACAUCCUAAAGAUCAAGUGAUUAAAGCACUUUGCAGUUUGUCUGCAAAAAAUGUUGGAAGCAGAACUCCAACACCUUCGACUUCGGAACGUUCAUUUAGAAGUAGAACACCUGCUACUGAUGACAGUGUCAGAUGGUCGUCAUCUCGCCGGAGCGCAGAAAGUGGUUACUGGAGGAGAACACCUAGUAGAAAUAAAUCAUCAUCAUCUUCCAAUAUUUCACGGAAUGUCACUCCUGAUAUUAGAAUUGGUGGUAUUAAUUUUGAAAAUAAUGCUGUCAACAGCUGUGGGGAAUUUUCUGAAUGUGCAGUGAAAUCAACCAAGUCAGCACCAGUAUAUACAACCAAUGUGGAGCCACCUCAAGCUGACUUUAACACACAGUUUCCAUUCUAUCCUGAUAGUCAAGAUGAUCCAGAGAUAAAAUAUUCACGUAGCACAGAUUAUAGCGUAGUAGAUAAUAGUAACCCUCUUUUUCCAUAUAACCUCCCUGUUAUAGGACCUACUAUGAAAAUGCCACCAACUAUGUUAACACCUCAUAAUAAAAGAGCUAAUAAUAUAGUUAAAUUGGUCCCAAAGCAAAAUAACAUGUUAAUGAAAAAUAUAGGAGGGCUACGUUACAUAACUCCGAAUGUUAAACCAUAUCCAGUAAUGAUGUCUGCUGCUCCAUCUUUUAUGCAAAAAAAUGUUCAAACCAAUAUGAUGAUGGCUGGAAAUAUGCCUGUUCCUGACAUGUUAGAACCGAAAGCAGGGGGACCUAUGCCUGCUCAAUUCAACCAAAUGUCUGCCGACAGUCUCUCCUCUGGUACAACUGUUGUCACACAAAAUUCUCAAAUAAUUUAUAGGGAGAUGGUGCACAAUAUGGAUGGUAAACCAUACAUUUCAAACAUGCCUCACAUGUUGAGCACACAGGAAAAUAUGGCGCAGAGUAGUUCAAUGUAUCAAAAUGUGAUGGUUGUAGAUCAAUUUGGAAACGCAUCAUGUAUGUAUAACACUCCACCUCCUUUAAUACCUAAGCCCUGUAAUCCACCCAUGUUUGGUAGUAAUUUGGCUCAUUUACCAAAUACAAUGGAUAAAUCUAUACCUAAUAUAGUAAAUGAUGCUAAUAAAACUUUAAUAAUUGAAGUAAGUCCUAUGUUGUCAACAAACGAAGUAGAUAUUCCCAAAACAAGUGCAGACACAUUGUCCUCGCAAUCAGAGAGUAAUUCUCAGAAAGCUAUAGACACAGACACAUCUGAAACAAAAAUCUCAACUGCAGGGUCUUGUAAAGGGCUCAAAAUUCUAAGCAAUAUUAAAGUUGAAGUUCCAGUACAGCAUCAUAAAAACAUGAUCAAUACAGUCAUGGAUUUAACGGGACCUGGAGAUUCUGGUUACAUCCAGCGUCCGUCUUCACCAGAAAAAAUCCUACCAGAUUUAGAUGAAAAGCCUUCAAACAUAUCAGAUGACUGUACUCAGGCAUCAAAUUCAAGUGGGGACAAUGGAGCUCCUCAUAGCUUUUCUGUGAUAAAGAAUGUUGGCAAUCCGCAAACAUGUAAAGAAUUUACAGUAAAACAAACUACUGUAAAACUUGACAUUGAAUUUUCUGAUAGUUGUCCUGUGCCUGAUCUUAUAUGUAACGAAAAGCCUUCUAUUUCACCUUGUAGUGAAUUGUUAGACCAUGGAGAGAAUUCCAUGGAUCGUUGCUCACCAAUAACUAAAAGUGAACCAUCACCUAAACCAGAGAACUGUUCUAAAAAUGAAGCAGAAAAUGAUUAUGUUGUACCUGCUAAACGAAAAGCUUCAGUUAAUAUUGAAUCGCUAUCACCUAAGUCAGGAUCAACUUCAAAGCAAGAGCUUGCUGCAAAAAAUGGCACUCCAUCACCUAAACCCCAACCUUCACCUGUGCUGAGAACAGAGAGUAGUGAAAACAAUGAUUCAAGUACUAAUAGUGAGAAUAAGAAGGCCACAAAAACAAAAAACUUUCCAUUAAGACUCAACAAUAUAUUUGUAAAAAAGCACAAAAAAGUUUUAAAAAUAAAAAAUCUUAAACCCCUUCAAUCUGAGACAGAUCCUCAACCAUCGUCAUCAUCCAAGGCUGAGAAUUUUUUUGGUGACAAACCUCAAAAUUUUCAAAAUGUUAAAGAUAUAGUUGAUAUUCCUUUAACUGUUGGAAAAACAGAAAUUAAUGAUAAUAAAAAGGAAUUUGAUGCAGACACUGAGGAACAGUCUAUGGACAUUGAACCCAUAGCACCAUCUACUAUAAGCCAUUCCAAUAAUUAUACUACCACAAUUGAUUUAGUGCACAUUAAAGAGGAAGCAAAUUCUAGUAACGAAUUUACUAAUGAGAUGGAUAGAUCUAAUCGUGACCUUACUCCUCUAGAAAGUUUACGUCCAAUCAAUGUAAUUACAUAUGGCAAUAUGGGGGCUGCUGACUUUGAUGAUGACUCCAACCAUAGGGAACUUUUGGACUUAGAAACCGCAUCAAAAAACAAACAAUUUGUAAAUAUGAUGAAUGAUAAUUAUUUUGGAGACAACAUUUAUGCAGAUUAUUUUACACCUGACCGUGUGGAGAGUUUUGAUGUAGAUAAAGAGUCCAAUUUGAGCAAGGGUAGGGAGGAGAUGUAUCAUGUUUGGGGUGAACCAUCUCAAAAGGAAAAUGAAUUUGUCCUACCAAAUUUUAUUCACGAGAGUUAUAAAAUCGCCGAGAGCAAUAUGGAUUACGACGUAGGUGAGAGUGAGCAUAUAGAUACUGUAAAUAGGGUUGAGCGAGAUAGUAAAGUUGAUUUGUUGACUGAAAGCCGUAGUGAAGAGGAGCCACCUUUGAACAUCUGUACUGACGAGCGAAUGCCACCUAGAGGCGAGCUGAGUGGUCAAGAGAGCAAUGGCGAUAUGGAAUCUCCUUGGAGUGGGAUGUAUCCAGAGGUGACACCAGCCGAACCCUACGAUCUAAUAGCACGCGAGAGUUGGGUGUCAGAUGGCUCCGACAUUGACACCACAGAGAAAAGGGACAAUUUGGAAGAAGACGCGUUAUUCACCAAGACACGGUUGCACACGUGCACUCAGUGUGGCCUUAAGUUCCCGACGCUCAAAGAGCUGCGUUCACACUGCAAUGCCUCGUACUCGCACGGUCGGGUUGUCACUUCUAGAGCGAUUAAGAAGGAGGAGAAGCCAGAUGAAGGUGUACUGGAAGGAAAUCUCCUAUACGACUCAAAAGAAUCGGUCGCCACUACGAUGCUACAAGCGUACGACACACUUACAGAAUCGAAGCCGGAACUCCGAGGGCUCAUAAAACGGGAGAAGAAGAAGAAAAGGAACUUUGUGUGUCCCACGUGUAAAGUCGACCAAGGGAACGAUGUAGACUUCAACAACCAUCUCAAGAUACAUCCGCUCGAGUGUCAGACGUGUGGAAAAUGCUUCUACAGACGGGCCAACCUGGCGCUGCACAUCAAGACACAUCUCGGGAUAAAGAAUUAUAAGUGCGAGAUAUGCCAGAAGCGUUUCAUCACACGGCAGAAGCUGAACGAGCACCGCAACGUGCACACGGGACACGCGCCCGUCAAGUGCACCGUGUGCGAUGACACCUUCCGGAGAUACUCGAAUAUGGUGCAGCAUAGGGACCGGCACCACCUGAACAAGAAGGCGAAGGUGCGCGACUACAUCUGCCAGUGCGGGGCCGUGUUCCACUCGCGCGCCAAGCUGCACUGGCACCGCGAGACGCACGACGGCCGGCCCAAGGCCUGCGCCUACUGCAGCGACAAGUUCGUGCACGCGGCCUCGCUCACGCGCCACGUGCGCCGCACGCACAACGAGUACUACCUGUCCCCCCGGCUGCGGGGCAAGGUGGACAACGUCACGUGCCCCGUGUGCAAGCAGGUGUACCUGCGCACGAACCUGCGCGCGCACCUGCUGACGCACAGCGGCAAGCGGCCGUACCCCUGCAUCAUCUGCAACAAGGCGUUCACCACCAAGUGGAACCUGAAGCUGCACCGCUGGACGCACACGAGCCGCUCGGCGAAGCCCUACAAGUGCGCGCUGUGCAAGGGCGCGUUCGUGCGGCACGCGGAGUACGUGGCGCACAUGAACGCGCACAAGUCCGUGCGCCCGUACACCUGCAACUACUGCGGCUGCCAGUUCAUCCGCAAGUACAACUGCCAGCGGCACGUGCGCGAACACGAGACGGCCAAGAAGUACGUGUGCAAGGUGCCCGAGUGCGGCAAGUCGUUCCACCGCAGCUACUACCUGUCGGAGCACAUGAAGGUGCACAGCGGCGUGCGACCGUUCGCCUGCAACAUCUGCGGCAAGACCUCCAGCAACAAGUCGAACCACAACAAGCACGUGAAGAUACACCACGCGCGCGAGCCCGUCGCCACCGAGGCGUAGGCGUACUAGUCUAAGGUCCCACCGCAGGAUUUGUGCGUUCAUAGUAUUUUUGCUAAAACCAAAAUUUUGUGUAUAUUUAUAAUUAGGAGAAUAUAUAUCGACUUGAUUGCCAGUCAAA